Messenger RNA from Oncorhynchus kisutch (coho salmon), 970 nucleotides. RefSeq lists its product as uncharacterized. NCBI's taxonomy places the organism in Eukaryota, Metazoa, Chordata, Actinopteri, Salmoniformes, Salmonidae. The transcript is spliced from 2 exons. Bases 67 to 903 code for a protein of 278 amino acids. The record is from RefSeq and is a predicted model, not a curated record.
CAUACACCUAAAAGCAACUGGCCUGUGAGUAUUGGAAAGAGCUUUGUCUACAAGUUACACAUUUAUAUGAAGGUUAUGGCCCUGGAGGAACUGGAGAUACGCGAUUUGGAUCAGGUUACUCGUGUGUACGCCGCUCUUCUAAGUGCUCACAUCAGACUACUGAAAGUUGUGAUGCCCAGAGUAAUGUGGAAGGAAGUACCUGUUAUCGUGGUAUUUGAACAAAACACCUACGUCAACGCACUGGUCGAUGUCAAACAUCUAAUCGAGAACACCCUAGUACGCUCGGGGUUCAAGGUCCUGUUCUACAGCAAGUGGUCACAUAUCAACAACAAGUACAUGCUAGGGAAGCAUGUUGGUGCCAAGACCAAACUCGCCAUGGUUCUCAGUACGGUGUUUGCGAUCAAUAGAGAAACCCUGUAUUACUGUGACACAGUAAUGUCCCUGGGAUGGGCAGUGUUAUCCGAGGCCACUAAAAACACUAGGACGAUCGAGUCGUCCAUGGGAACAUCGAAGGGUGCUGGCUCCAGCAACAAGAUGGGCUCCAACAUGGACGUAUUCAUGUAUAGGCGCUCGCGAAAGGGAGUUAAUGUCGCCACAGAUAUAAUGGCUGGUGUGUUGGAGACACGUGACAUCAUAGCCCUACCUAGGGAUAGGCUCACUGACAAGGCGCACGCCGAGCAGGGGAAAAUGCUACUGGGGAAAUUGAGAGAAGAAAUGGCAAUGGUAACCAUCGCAGAGUCAGCGAAAGGUAGCAUUGUGACAACCGGUGGCAAGAAGUCUGUACAGGGAGAGUACACCAGAGAUGAUAUGCUUUCAGCGUUCUUACUUCUAUGCCACACCAGAGACGAGAUAUACAGUGGUGAAACGUCUAUCAGCCUAGGUGGUGAGGUUUAUUACAAGUAGCAAGUAUCUAUAACAAUCAACAUGCAAAGUGAUUCAAUAAACAAACAAUGCACACGUGUACAAAUGA